Pomacea canaliculata is the source of this 931-nucleotide messenger RNA. Its product is annotated as 40S ribosomal protein S3a. The record is from RefSeq and is a predicted model, not a curated record. The transcript has 7 exons. Lineage: Eukaryota; Metazoa; Mollusca; Gastropoda; Architaenioglossa; Ampullariidae. The coding region runs from base 72 to 869 and encodes 265 amino acids. Gene Ontology annotation, biological process: translation. Gene Ontology annotation, molecular function: structural constituent of ribosome. Gene Ontology annotation, cellular component: ribosome; cytosol.
CAUACUAAACGUUCCCAGAGUUCCCGCACUGUCUACUUUUCCGCUUCCUUUUUCCUUCACAAGGAUCCAACAUGGCUGUUGGCAAGAAUAAGAGACUGACAAAAGGUGGCAAAAAGGGUGCCAAAAAAAAGGUAGUGGAUCCCUUCAGCAAAAAGGAUUGGUAUGAUGUCAAAGCACCGUCUAUGUUUGCCGUCCGCCAGAUCGGAAAAACUUUGGUUACAAGGACCCAAGGAACAAAGAUCGCUUCCGAAGGCCUGAAAGGUCGAGUCUUUGAGAUUUCUCUUGCUGACCUGCAAAAUGAUGAAGUAACCUUUCGCAAGUUCAAGCUGGUUGCCGAAGAAGUUCAGGGCCGCAAUGUGCUGACAAAUUUCCACGGCAUGGACCUUACUCGUGAUAAGUUGUGCUCCAUGGUCAAAAAGUGGCAGACUCUAAUUGAAGCCCACGUUGAUGUUAGGACAACAGAUGGGUAUCUGCUCCGCGUGUUUUGCAUUGGGUUCACCAAGAAAAGAAACAACCAGGUCAAGAAAACUUGUUACGCCAAACACACACAGGUGAAAGCUAUUAGAAAGAAGAUGUUGGAGAUCAUAACCCGUGAAGUUACAUCUAAUGACAUGAAGGAAGUUGUCAACAAACUUAUUCCUGAUUCCAUUGGCAAGGACAUCGAGAAAGCUUGCCAGGGUAUCUACCCACUGCAUGAUGUGUACGUAAGAAAGGUCAAGGUGCUAAAGAAGCCGAAGUUUGACGUUGGAAAACUUAUGGAGCUACAUGGUGAUGGUGGCACCACAGGGACAAAGGCUGCAGUGUCCGAAGCUGGCGAGAAGGUUGACAGGCCUGAAGGUUAUGAGCCACCAGUGGUGGACAGUGUGUAGGCUUACGGACAGUCAAAAAACAUGCUGUUUGGUGCACAAUAAAGAGAAGACGAUUGCCUUUA